UAGCAAUAUAAAAACAUGAAAUAUACUGGAAUUCUGGAAUUUGAAUAAAUACAGAUAAAAUUAAACGAUCAUCAACAUGAGUGAUUCACCAGUUCCAUCGGGAGCAAAGAAGGGAAGUGCAAAAGGAGCAAAAAAGGAUGCAAAGAAACCUAAAGAAGAAGUGGUUUCACCCCCUCCAAAGGAGUCCGGUCCACCAGAAGGUGUCAUGCCACUGUUUCUUGCAACAAAAUCUCAACAAAUUUUUUCAUGCAUAUGUGAUGAACAUGUUACUGAUGAUAAUCCUUACAAGUUGAUCAAGAAAGAAGACAUAAUUGAGGAUAUGAAAAUGAGAGCAGCUAUAUCUGAUUUCCAUCCAGCUAAACAAAUUGUCUUGGAUUAUCCUGGAGAAGAAUUGUUGGUUGUUUAUGAUCCUGAUUUCCAAUAUGGACAAAACUUUUAUCUGUGUACUACAGAGGAUGCAAAAAAUAAGCUGUUAAGACCUGCGUCGGGGAAAGGACCAGUUGGUGUAGCUGGUGAAGAAGCAGAACCAGAGGAAGAAGAAGAAAUUGUUUAUACCUACAAACCUCCUGAAGCUAAGGAAUGGAUUUCACUUGGAAGUCAGGUUGAAGUUGAAUGUGAAAUUGUACAAGAUACUCGACCUAAGUUGAAAUUCAUUGCAUCAAGAGUAAGAAGAGAGUUUGGUGCUUUCUGUGAAUUUCAAGAUCGUGAUGUUGAUCCUGCGACAGCAUUAGAACAAGGUCUUUCAGCAUCAUACAUGGGAAUAGCAUCUUAUGAAGACAAAAAUUUUUCAUCAAAAAGACUUGAGCAAGAUUCAUCUGUGCAAGCUGUGCCUGAACGUGUGGAGGGAUCAUCACAAACUGUCUGGAAGCAUCCAUGCACUGCCGCAGUACAAUACGAACCAAGAUCCUUAUCAAAAGAAGAAUGUACAACAAUAGAAAACUCAGAAGAAUACCAAACUUUUAUUGAAAGUACUGUUCCAAGAUUUGAACUCGCGUUACAACAAAAUGACAUAAUGGAUGUAUUUUUUGAUGAUUGGUCAGUGCUUGGAGAUGAAGAUACUAAUUUUGGAAGCAAAUCAGACAACCAUUUGAAGGAAUACCAGUCUUUCACUGAUCUACAAUACAGUAAGGACAGGACAAUAACAUGCAUUGAUUGGCAUCCAACUAUUAAAGGAGUUAUGGCAGUAUCUUGUGCAGAACGCCUCAGUUUCCAAGAGAGAGUAGAUCAAGCUACUCAACUACUUAUGACUCCCUCACUCAUUCUCAUCUGGAGUUUUUCUGAUCCGAUUCAUCCUCAGAUACUUCUCGAAGCUCCAGAUGACAUAUUUUGCUUUAAAUUUUGUCCUUCUGAUCCAAAUAUUGUGGCCGGUGGUUGUAUUAAUGGACAGCUAGUCUUGUGGGAUAUCUCAGAACAUGCAGAUAGACUACAAAGCAGUAGAACUGGUGGAGGAAAUACUAAAAUUGACAAAAAGCAACAGCCCUUAUUUGGUGAAGAAGUUGGGCCAGAGACACCUACCAUCAGAUAUUGUGCUGUUUCUGCUAUUGAAAACAGCCAUAAAAAUGUUAUUACAUCAUUGGAAUGGAUUCCAGAUCAUUUUGAGCUCAACAGAUAUGGAAUUCCAGUUGAAAACAAAACUUCCGAAUGCAUUCAAAUAAUGACAUGUAGUCCUGAUGAAAGUAUAUUGGUGUGGGAUACAAGACCUCCGAAAACAACAACAGGUCCUACUAGAGAACAGCAAGCUAUUGAUAAAAAAAUAUCAGAGACAGGUCCACAAACAUUCAAGCAUUUGGAUUUGACUUGGAAACCUUUGCUGAAAAUGGUUUUUCAAAAAAUUGAUGGCAGUGGAGAAUACAGUCCAUUGGUUUUUAGUCUCAAGGAAAGACAGGGAGUCAGAGAUCAUGUUCCGGCUCCUGAUUUAUCUACCCGAAGAGAAAGUCUUGUUGGCAUGGGCCGAGGAAAUUCAGCAAAAAAUCAAAAACCACUGGAUGGUGUAUCGACGAAAUAUUUUAUCGCAACUGAGGAUGGUGAAGUAGUUUAUGCAACAUUUAAAAUGGAGAAAGAUUCAGAAACUGGAAAAUCCAAUGUCCCGAGACCUACCUGGGCAGUAUCUCCUCAUGAUGGUCCAGUACAUACCCUACAAAGAUCACCAUUCUUUAGUGAUAUUCUGCUGAGCGUUGGUGGAUGGACAUUUGCUUUGUGGAAAGAGGGUGUCACAAAUGAUGCGAUACUACAGUCUGCAUGUGCUACAAAACUAUAUACCGCUGGUCACUGGAGCACAACACGACCUGCCGUGUUAUUUCUUGGAACAAAGGAUGGAAAUGUUGAAGUUUGGGACUUGCUUGAUCGAACCCAUGAACCAUCUUUAGUUCAAAAUGUUACAGCAGCUCAGAUUACCACUAUCAUUCCUUGGGUCGUUUCAAAGAAGCAACAUCUAAUUGCUGUAUCAGAUAAUAUCGGAACACUUCACAUAUUGGAAAUACCUUGGAAUUUGAGACAUGCUGCUGCAAAUGAGGUUCACAGCGUUCAAAAUUACUUUGAUCGUGAAACAAAAAGAAUUGAAUAUUUCUCCGACAAGGCAGUUAUUAGAGAAGCAGAGAAGAAUCAAGCUGGCAAAAAGAAGAAAGACGACAAACCUGCAGAAGAUAAAUCAGAAGAACAACUUCUACAAGAAUACGAAAAACAAUAUCAACAAUAUCUUGAACUUGAGAAAAAAUUAUUGAAAGAACUUGGAAUUGCGGUUGAAGAAGAUGAACCAGAGAUGUAAAUUUUUUACCAGAUCUUGCUUGAUCAAGUAUAAGAUUUUAAAGCAUGCUCCUUCCAUGUUACAAUUUUCACUGGGCCAUAUAUAUUUCAAACUGUAAAUACUGUAA
This is a messenger RNA of Styela clava, 2870 nucleotides long. RefSeq names its product dynein axonemal intermediate chain 3-like. Lineage: Eukaryota; Metazoa; Chordata; Ascidiacea; Stolidobranchia; Styelidae. Gene Ontology annotation, cellular component: inner dynein arm. The record is from RefSeq and is a predicted model, not a curated record. Gene Ontology annotation, molecular function: dynein heavy chain binding; dynein light chain binding. Gene Ontology annotation, biological process: cilium movement involved in cell motility; inner dynein arm assembly.